Molecule: messenger RNA, 1880 nt
Organism: Heterotrigona itama
Lineage: Eukaryota; Metazoa; Arthropoda; Insecta; Hymenoptera; Apidae
Source: the annotation of a GenBank genome assembly
UUCGAGGAUCAGAAUUAAUUGCAAUUGAAACAAGAUCGAUGAACGAUCUGUAUAAAAUAAUUACGAGAAACAUAUGUGUAAAUCAUAGUCACAUUGUCGAGUUCAAAAGAAGUAUAUAUAUCUAUAUAUACACAGUGGAAAUUGAAAGAGGUGCAAAAUGUCACCGACGAAUGGGACAUUCAAAUUUUCCCAAAUUCAUUUCUACGCGCGAGAUCUCCCUCAAUUUGCCAGUGUAAUUUUAUUAACGAAGAAGAUCACUUUGUAAAGCAAAAGUGGCGGAACUCGACGAGAGGAUCUGCAUCGACGGGUAAAUGUUUUGGCAACGUUAUAACAAUCUUCAUGGCAGUUCGAUAAACAGAACUCGGAGGAACAACAUGCACGGGAUUUCGAAAAAGUGUCUGGCGCUGUUGCAAAUCGUUCUUUGCCAACUGGCGAUCAGUGAAACGCGUAUGGACAGUGAAACGCGGAUUAUAUCCAUUCCUUUGGAAAACGAGACAGUGAUACCUGAGAAGUACAAGAAUUUACCUCUGGUUGGCAAAUGUUGCCCGCUGGGCGAGAUUUUCGUAAGAAAUGGCACCAAGGCGAUUUGCGCCCCGGAUCCUUCUUUCACGGCUGGAAAUUUCUCGCCCAUAUUCUACGAGUUUAACGCAUCUGGCUACGAAGUUCCCGGCCAGCCUCGAAGUCUAUUUGUCGUGAUUGUCGGUGAUCCUUGUAAAUACAAGAGGUACAUUUUAGAUCCGUACGAUGAUCAAAGAGAUAACAAUUAUUUAUUAACAAACGGUUCUAUAUUCGUGCCCGAUCACGAUCCAAAGGUAUUGCAACCUGGUGUCCAUUACUGUGUGGAGAUCGUGCCAGACUUGGGACUCGCAACUUUCGUAUGUUUCCCUGAAGAUCGGGUGAUAAUCAGCGCGGAUUCCCGAAUCACGAUCUACGCCUGCGGCCUUUUAAUAUCGGUGCCGUUUCUAAUUCUCACCAUCGUGGCGUACUCCGUCACGCCGAAGUUGCGCGACAUUCUUGGACGAGCGUUGUGCCGUUAUUGCGGAUGCUUGGCCGUUGCUUUCACGUUGUUAGCAAUCACGCAAUUGUGGAGUAUAGAUCUGUCGGAUCAAGCUUGUACCAAUAUAGCGUUCGUCGUCCAGUUCUCCUUUGUCGCGUGCUUCUUCUGGCUGAACGCCAUGUGCAUCGAGAUGUGGUCAUUGGUGCGCGUCUACGUGGACCGGGAGACGUACAAACGGAUGAAGCCGAAGACGUUGUUCUUUUGGUACUCUUUAUGGUGCUGGGGUCCCUCGGUGAUACUUAUCCUAGUCUCGAUGAUCAUGGACCUCGGCCCGAUAAUACCCGCCACUUACGUAAAGCCAAACUCCGGCAAGGCAGGCUGCUCCUUCAAAUGUAAGUUGAAGACGGAGGACAAAGCGGUGCCAUACUUUUACAUACCGGUCGGGCUGCUGCUCCUUGGCAACGUGUUGCUUUUCGUUUUCAUUUUCGUCAAGUUGACGAAAUACCAAAGGGAUCUUGACUUGAGGCGUCUGGCGAGAAAUCAGCAGUCCGAUCGGCUCGACCGGAAGUACCUGCGCCGUCUUAUGCGCACCGCGAUCGUUUGCAUGAUCGUGUUCUCGUUGAUGGGCUUCAACUGGAUGAUGGAACUGAUAUCCUGGUUCGUCGACGGGGACUCGUUCGACUGGUCCUCCUUCGACCUUAUAAACGCUCUUCAAGGUGUCCUUAUCUUUGCCCUGUUCGUACUGCGAAGGCCACCGAGAGACUUCGUCUGGCACAAGAUACAACAGCUUCGUGGCAUCAACAGCGUGGCAGCAGACGUGGAAGUUGAAAGCGUGGAACUCUAUCUACUUCCAACGAUGAACGGCGAUACUCUGCCCAGAUAA